AUGGAGUUUCAAAGGAAAAUGAGUACCAGUCAAAGAGAAGCUGCACAACGAGCGACGGAAGAAAUCAACCUCACUGCUCCUAGCGAUGUUACCGCUACUACUAUCGAUCCUGGUUCAACACCGAGGAGAAAAGGUUCUAAGGAUAUGCUCACUACAGUAUCGCAUAAAAUGGAUGAUGCCAGAGCUGAUCUCGUGCAGAAAAAAGAAAAAGCCAAGAACUACAUAGUCGAUAAGCUGACAUAA
This is a messenger RNA of Cylicostephanus goldi, 243 nucleotides long. The record is from the annotation of a GenBank genome assembly. NCBI's taxonomy places the organism in Eukaryota, Metazoa, Nematoda, Chromadorea, Rhabditida, Strongylidae.